This is a messenger RNA of Rattus norvegicus (Norway rat), 5368 nucleotides long. It is a transcript of the gene Pde3b, whose product is annotated as phosphodiesterase 3B. The transcript is spliced from 16 exons. NCBI's taxonomy places the organism in Eukaryota, Metazoa, Chordata, Mammalia, Rodentia, Muridae. The record is from RefSeq and is marked validated. Gene Ontology annotation, biological process: negative regulation of cAMP/PKA signal transduction; signal transduction. Gene Ontology annotation, molecular function: 3',5'-cyclic-AMP phosphodiesterase activity; 3',5'-cyclic-nucleotide phosphodiesterase activity; 3',5'-cyclic-GMP phosphodiesterase activity. Bases 299 to 3634 code for a protein of 1111 amino acids. Gene Ontology annotation, cellular component: membrane.
AACUGUUGCAGCGCGCGGGAGCUGGGAGGCGACGCAGCCGUCUCCCGUCCCGAGCCGUGCCUGAGGGGAAAGGGAAAAGGCGUCCGCGGCAGCCGGCCCUGGGACACCGAGAAUCCCCUCUCGCCGCUCUCCACUGCGGGCAUGAGGCGGACGCCGCCGCCCCUCAGCCCGCGCGCCGGGGAUCCGGGGCGGCGGCGGCGGCAGGCGCAGCCGUGACCGCUCUGCGAAGCUCGGGGCGCCCGGAACGGGGAGGGCGCGGGGUCGGCGAGCGCCAGCGGCCUCCCGGCAGCCCGGGGCUAUGAGGAAGGACGAGCGCGAGCGGGACACGCCAGCCAUGAGGUCCCCGCCGCCGCCGCCGCCGCCGGCCACGGCCACGGCCGCCUCGCCCCCCGAGAGCCUGCGCAACGGCUACGUGAAGAGCUGCGUGAGCCCGCUGCGGCAGGACCCUCCGCGCAGCUUCUUCUUCCACCUCUGCCGCUUCUGCAACGUGGAGCCGCCGGCGGCCUCGCUCCGCGCCGGGGCACGCCUCUCGCUCGCCGCUCUGGCCGCCUUUGUCCUGGCCGCGCUGCUGGGCGCGGGGCCCGAGCGCUGGGCGGCCGCGGCGACCGGGCUUCGGACGCUGCUGAGCGCUUGCUCGCUCAGCCUCAGCCCGCUCUUCAGCAUCGCCUGUGCCUUCUUCUUCCUCACCUGCUUCCUGACGCGCGCGCAGCGCGGCCCGGACCGCGGCGCCGGCUCCUGGUGGCUGCUGGCGCUGCCUGCCUGCUGCUACCUGGGCGACUUCGCGGCGUGGCAGUGGUGGUCGUGGCUGCGCGGGGAGCCGGCGGCGGCGGCGGCCGGCCGGCUCUGCCUGGUGCUGAGCUGCGUGGGGCUGCUGACGCUCGCGCCUCGCGUGAGGCUGCGGCACGGAGUCCUGGUGCUGCUCUUCGCCGGCCUGGUGUGGUGGGUGUCCUUCUCCGGCCUCGGGGCUCUGCCGCCCGCGCUCAGGCCUCUGCUGUCGUGCCUGGUCGGGGGCGCGGGAUGCCUGCUAGCCCUGGGCUUGGACCACUUCUUUCACGUCCGGGGAGCCUCACCUCCCCCGCGCUCGGCGAGUACCGCGGAUGAAAAAGUGCCUGUGAUCAGACCCCGGAGGAGGUCCAGCUGCGUGUCGCUGGGAGAAAGCGCGGCCGGUUACUAUGGCAGUGGCAAGAUGUUCAGGAGACCGUCGUUGCCUUGUAUUUCUCGAGAACAGAUGAUUCUCUGGGACUGGGACUUGAAGCAGUGGUGUAAACCUCAUUACCAGAAUUCUGGAGGUGGAAAUGGAGUUGAUCUUUCAGUGCUAAAUGAAGCUCGCAAUAUGGUGUCAGACCUUCUGAUUGACCCAAGCCUUCCCCCACAAGUCAUUUCUUCUUUGCGGAGUAUCAGUAGCUUGAUGGGUGCUUUCUCAGGUUCCUGUAGGCCAAAGAUUAAUUCUUUCACACCAUUUCCUGGAUUUUAUCCCUGUUCUGAAGUAGAAGAUCCAGUAGAGAAAGGCGAUCGAAAACUUCACAAGGGGUUGAGUAGCAAACCCAGUUUCCCGACUGCACAGCUGAGGAGGAGCUCAGGAGCGUCAGGAUUGCUGACCAGUGAGCACCACUCACGGUGGGAUCGCAGCGGUGGCAAAAGGCCUUACCAAGAACUCAGUGUUUCAAGUCAUGGAUGCCACCUAAAUGGGCCUUUUAGUUCAAAUCUUAUGACAAUUCCAAAGCAGAGGUCAUCAUCUGUGUCGCUGACGCACCAUGCAGGUCUGAGAAGAGCUGGUGCUUUGCCCAGCCCCAGUCUUCUGAAUUCUUCAAGCCAUGUACCCGUGUCUGCUGGCUGUCUAACUAAUCGAUCACCCGUAGGAUUUCUUGAUACCAGUGAUUUUCUUACUAAGCCAAGUGUUACUUUACAUAGAUCACUGGGCAGUGUAUCCAGUGCAGCAGAUUUCCAUCAGUACCUUAGGAACUCUGACAGCAGUCUGUGUAGCAGCUGUGGACACCAAAUACUCAAGUAUGUUUCGACAUGUGAACCUGAUGGUACAGACCACCACAAUGAAAAAUCAGGUGAAGAAGACAGCACUGUUUUCUCAAAAGAACGAUUGAACAUUGUGGAAACUCAAGAAGAAGAGACAGUGAAGGAAGACUGCAGGGAAUUAUUUUUGGAAGGUGAUGAUCACCUAAUGGAAGAGGCCCAGCAACCGAAUAUUGACCAGGAAGUGUUAUUGGACCCGAUGUUAGUGGAAGAUUAUGAUUCAUUAAUAGAAAAGAUGAGCAACUGGAACUUUCAGAUUUUUGAGCUUGUAGAAAAAAUGGGAGAAAAAUCAGGAAGGAUUCUCAGCCAGGUUAUGUAUACUUUAUUUCAAGAUACUGGUUUAUUGGAAACAUUUAAAAUUCCCACUCAAGAAUUUAUGAAUUAUUUUCGUGCACUAGAAAAUGGCUACCGAGAUAUUCCAUAUCACAAUCGUGUGCAUGCCACAGAUGUCCUACAUGCUGUUUGGUAUUUGACAACACGACCAAUUCCUGGCUUACAGCAGCUCCAUAAUAACCAUGAAACAGAAACCAAAGCAGAUUCAGAUGCUAGACUUAGUUCUGGACAGAUUGCUUACCUUUCUUCGAAGAGUUGCUGUAUUCCAGAUAAGAGUUAUGGCUGCCUGUCUUCAAACAUUCCUGCGUUAGAACUGAUGGCUUUAUAUGUGGCAGCUGCCAUGCACGAUUAUGAUCACCCAGGAAGAACAAAUGCAUUCCUAGUGGCUACAAAUGCACCUCAGGCAGUUUUAUACAAUGACAGAUCUGUUCUAGAAAAUCAUCAUGCCGCAUCAGCGUGGAAUCUGUAUCUUUCUCGCCCAGAAUACAACUUCCUCCUUAACCUUGAUCACAUGGAAUUCAAGCGUUUUCGAUUUUUAGUCAUAGAAGCAAUCCUUGCUACAGAUCUCAAAAAACAUUUUGAGUUCCUUGCUGAAUUCAAUGCCAAGGCCAAUGAUGUAAAUAGUAACGGUAUAGAAUGGAGCAGUGAAAACGAUCGACUCUUAGUCUGCCAGGUGUGCAUCAAAUUAGCAGACAUCAACGGCCCAGCAAAAGAUCGGGAUCUUCAUUUGAGAUGGACAGAAGGCAUUGUGAAUGAGUUUUAUGAGCAGGGAGAUGAAGAAGCAACCCUGGGUCUACCUAUUAGUCCCUUCAUGGAUCGUUCUUCUCCUCAACUAGCAAAACUCCAAGAGUCAUUUAUCACCCACAUUGUGGGCCCCCUGUGCAACUCCUAUGAUGCUGCUGGCUUGCUGCCUGGUCAGUGGAUAGAAGCAGAAGAGGGUGACGAUACAGAAAGUGAUGAUGAUGAUGAUGAUGAUGAUGAUGAUGAUGAUGAUGAUGAUGAUGAUGAUGAAGAGUUAGAUUCAGAUGAUGAAGAAACAGAAGACAAUCUAAAUCCUAAACCACAAAGAAGGAAAGGCAGGCGGCGAAUAUUUUGCCAACUAAUGCACCACCUCACUGAAAACCACAAGAUCUGGAAGGAAAUCAUAGAAGAGGAAGAAAAAUGUAAAGCUGAGGGGAACAAACUGCAGGUGGAUAAUGCCUCCUUACCUCAGGCAGAUGAGAUUCAGGUCAUUGAAGAAGCAGAUGAAGAGGAAGAACAAAUGUUUGAAUGAGAAGAAAACUCAUGCUGAAGAAGCCUGGGGUGCUCUUCCCAGGGUCGUUACCUAGUGCUCACCGUACUGAUUCUCAACUGACCAUUCCCAUGUGGACAGGCCUUAAUACUGUGAGGGGAUCCUUGCUACCUUGGUAGUUCUCACUCCUAAGCACUUUGAUUACAGACUAGAGACUGACCUUAGAGCUUUCUGCAGUUGAGUGAUGCUGCAGAGCCUUCUCCAAGCCUUCACUGGUGUGUAAAUAGUGUGUCAUAAUGCUGCUUUGCUGGGUAGUGAGCUCUCGUUUGUCAUGGUGAGGGAGGGAGGUAGGGAGGGAGGGAGGGAUGGAGGGAUGGAGGGAAGGAGGGAGGGCUAACACAGAAAAGUCAAGUGACCUUGGUUUUCAAAGUGACCAUAAUUCUUUUAUGAAAACAGGAUACCUCGGGUAUUUCCAAAUAUAUCUUCUAUGUCUUUGUUUGGGGGUGGGAUGGGGCAAGAAACAAACUUCUAUGCUUAAUCCAAAAAGGAAUUUAUCACGGCCUUUCUGAGUGAUUUCUGCUCGUGGCAGUACACUGUUCCAUGUGGUUCUCCUAGCUUCAUCCGUGAAGGACUGAGGACCUUUGUUAUACUUAACAAAACCCAGAUGCAUCAAUUUCUGAUGCUUUUUACUGUUGUGUAUAAUCUACUUAAGUGUUUUAUUUCUGCCGAAAGUAUUCAGGUUUGCUGUGGACAUCAGGAGUCUGAAUUCUGUUCUUACUGAUUUUGUUCCAUGGUUGAAUUUUAAAAGUGUUUAACAAUGAAGGAACUUUAUUCUUUAGUCAAAACUGUUAUUUUUAUUCUUGCUCAGGAUACAUAAUUUUAAACAUUAAUUAUUAUAAACGUGGCAUAGAUUUGCCAGAAAAAAAACAUUGUCCUAAUAUUGAUGUUACCUUUUAUGAAAUGAGCACCAUUUUCUUUUAAUUAAAGCCAAGAAAAAGGAGAUGACUAUCUUUUGCCUUAGUGGAAAAUCAAAUGAAAACAAAACCCAUUGAAGGUAUUGCCUAAAUAAUUAGUUAUCUUUAAAUAUGUGUCUUAGGUGUCUUGUAUUCUUGUGUCUGGUUAUAGUAAAACUGACAAUUUUUGUUACUACCUUUCUGCUUCAAGGGGACAAUGGCAGAGAUGACACAUCACUAUGUAGUAAUACUACAGCCCCACAGAAAGACUGAAUUUUGAAGUAAUGUAUAUGAUGGGAAUUCAUAUUAAUUUUUACAUUAAAAUGCUAUGAAUAGUUCAAUAAACAAUUCCAUAAAGUACAUAUAAAUAAUUUACUAAGAAAAAGACAACAUUUAUGUUUACAUAACCUCAUUAGAGUACAGCAAUUGUGGAAAAUUACUGAAGUUAUACAAAGCAACCAAAAUGAUACCAAGAUGGUUAACUGAUUUCUCAAGUGAUACUUUAAGACCAUACAAUAUUUUGGAGCCAUUGAACUUUGUGCACAGUUAACUGUUAGUUUCUACAGUGGUUCCUAUAUAGUAUGAUGCUAGAAUUUCUUGCCUGCCUAGUUAUUUAGGUUGUCUAUAAGACCGCAGUUAAAGUUGGAUUGGAAUACUGGUAUUUUUGACCCUGCAGGUACCAUAUUUAAUGAAUCACUACACUUUAUUUAUUAAACAUUUGAGGGUUGAGUUCCUUCAUGUCACUUUUGCUACCACAACCACAUGAUUUGUAAACUGGUUCCAGCAUCUAUUACUAAGUAAUAAAAUUUUAACUGAUAAUCUA